Molecule: messenger RNA, 749 nt
Organism: Oncorhynchus keta (chum salmon)
Lineage: Eukaryota; Metazoa; Chordata; Actinopteri; Salmoniformes; Salmonidae
Product: gamma-crystallin M3-like
Exons: 3
Coding region: 154-696 (180 amino acids)
Biological process (GO): visual perception; lens development in camera-type eye
Molecular function (GO): structural constituent of eye lens
Source: RefSeq, a predicted model, not a curated record
CUUUGCUGUGAGCGUGGCGUUGAUGUACAGUACAGUGUUGCUCGGCUGACUCAGCGUUUUAUACAAUUGGGCGGUAGAUUCUUCUGGAGCUACAUCAAGCAUAAAAGGCAGCACGCCAGUAGGGAGAACAACAGAAAUCAAAUAACUGUGACCAUGAACGGAAAGAUCAUCUUCUACGAGGACAGGAACUUCCAGGGCUGCUCCUAUGAGUGCAGCAGCGACUGCUCCGAGCUCUCCUCCCACCUGAACAGGUGCAACUCCUGCAGGGUGGAGAGUGGCAUGUUCAUGGUGUACGACCGGCCCAACUACAUGGGCCACCAGUACUUCCUGAGGAGGGGAGAGUACCCUGAGUACCAGCACAUGUUAGGCUUCAACGACUGCAUCAGGUCUUGUCGUAUGAUCCCCCAGCACAUGGGCCAGUUCAGGAUGAGGAUCUACGAGAAGGAGAACUUCGGAGGCCAGAUGCACGAGGUGAUGGACGACUGUGACUCCAUCCAGGAGCGUUACCAUAUGCCCGAGAUGCAGUCCUGCAACGUGAUGGACGGCCACUGGGUCAUGUACGAGCAGCCCCAAUUCAGAGGCAUGCAGACCUACCUGAGGCCUGGGGAGUACAGGAACACGAGAGAGAUGGGAAUGGGAAAUGAUGAAAUGAGGUUCCAGUCCAUGAGGCGCAUCAGCAGCGAUGCUGCCUUUUAAAUGUGCUGUCUUUAAAGAGUGUAACGACUUUUUAAUAAACAUUUUAAAGCUUA